AUGUUCGCCUAUUUUAGCAAGCGAAUUGCAAUACCCAGCGGCACUAAUGUUACUGCUGUUGGUUGGAAUGAGACGCAAGGCUGGUUUGCCUGUGGCGGCGAAGGGGGUCUGCUCAAGGUUAUGAAGGUCGACAGCGGGACCCAAGCUCAAAAAAAUGGUAGCCUCUCGAUUAACCAAACCCUCGAGGGGCACAGUAAAACCGUCUGCAUUGUAUGCUGGAACCAACUCUAUCGCAAACUGACGAGCUGCGAUGAAAGUGGACGAAUUAUCGUUUGGACGUUGCACAAGGGAAUGUGGUUUGAGGAGAUGGUUAACAACCGCAAUCAAAGUCGUGUGGUGGAUCUGUCCUGGAGCGUGGAUGGAAACAAGAUCUGCGUCGCCUACGAGGAUGGCGCCAUUGUUGUGGGCUACGUGGACGGCAGUAGGCUGUGGAACAAUGACUACCAAUACCAGCUCGCCAAGGUAUGUUGGAGCCCAGACGACCGCUACCUACUCUUUGGCACUAGUAAGGGGGAGGUCUUUGUGCACGACGCUGUGGGUGGUCAAUAUAUCAGUCAGGUUAACAUUCAGUGCGAGGAGUCGCCAGCGACGCUGGCUGCGCUGCUCUGGCAUCCGGCCUGGGUGGAAAGGCCGGAACCGCUGCCUACCCUGUCCAUAUGCUACACAUCCGGGAAAAUGCAACUAAUGGAAGGCAUCAGAGAUGAACGAGCGCACCUGAUUCAGGUUAACAUGACGGUUGAGCAUGUCGCGUGGAACCCGCAGGGAACAGUUGUGGUGGUGUGUGGCGUGUCGGAUAGCGUGGGAGAAGAUACGCAAAGUAUCGUAACUCAGUUUUUCAACAACGAGGGCAUUCGUCUGCGCACGCUGCGAGUAAAUGGCCGACACUGCGGCGGUGUGACGUGGGAAGGUGAUGGGCUUCGGGUCGCCAUUGCAGUGGACUCUUCGAUCUACUUUGCCAACGUGCGUCCGUAUUACAAGUACUGUUACUUCAAGAAAACCCUGGUGUUCUCCUUCAAUCGUCCCGACAAGGUUGAAGACACCGUUAUGUUCUGGAACGUCAAGAACAACGGGAGGACAGUGAAGCAUGUCCGGAAACUGCUUUUUCUGAUGUCCCAUAAGGACGCGUGCGCCAUGGUGAGCUGCCCAGACCCCAAUCAAGCACAGUACAUGGUGCAGCUCCUCAACUCGAUUGGAAGUCCUAUCGGGAUUCAGUUUACGGACAUUGAACCUCUGGUGUCUUGCAUGAACUCAUCGAAUGUCGUGUGCUGCAGCGAGGAGGCCAUUUAUAUUUGGCAAUUCCGAGACCCCAAUGCGGUCGUCGACGACCUGGACCCCAUCUCUAUGCAAGCCAGCCGCAAUAAAAGCCAAAUCCGUGUUUUCCACAUCGACGACAUUGUGCGGCCCGAAACCAUGCCUACCAUGAAGACUCGUUCCGCUAUGACCAAUGACCUCAUCUGUGCGGCGUGCAUAAAUGAGUCUCGCUUACUUAUCGGGCGCGAGUCGGGUGUCUUGCAAGUGUACACCUUAGAUCCCCUCAAUCUUGUUGGUAAGCUAGUGUUGUCAUCCCGACCCCAUUUGUUAGGGGUGAAUUGCGAUUCGACGAUGCUCACGGUGGUGGACUCUGACGGCGUUCUCCGCGUCUUUCCUCUUGAAAAGGAUAUCUCCUUGGUACCGCGCAAGGCCGUUAUGUUCCCGAAUGUCGAGCGCAAGGAUGUCUGGGGUGUGUUAUGGGCCUCAGACGAUCCAAAUUCGUUCAUCGUAAUGGAAAAAACGCGUGUAUAUAUAUUCAACGGACUAGAGCCGGAUAAGAUGGUUCAUUCGUGCGCCAAUGUAUGUAAGUUCCGCUCUUUGAAAGCUCGGGCGGUCCACUUCGACGAACUCAUGCUCGAUCCGGAGCGCCCACGUAAGGAGUGCUUGGUUGACUUCGAGACCAAGACUCUGCGAGAUAUGCGCGAGGUGCUGGAAAAGGAGUCUAUUGAUAAGGCUUUUGCAUUCGUGAAUAAGCAGUCACAUCCCAAGCUGUGGUCUAUUUUUGCCGAACACGCGCUGAUGAAGCUCAACUUCACCUAUGCGGAGAUGGCGUUCAUUAAAGCUCGUGAUUACCCUGCCAUCCAGUUCGUGAAACGCAUCCAUUCGAUGGACGACAAGAGAAAGCAAGAGGCUGAGAUCCACGCCUAUUUCCACCGUAUAGACGAGGCGGAAAAGAUCUACCGUGAUAUGGAUCGCAAAGAUCUAGCGCUGGAGCUGCGCUUCCGGCUGGGCGACUGGUUUGGUGUCGUGCGGCUUGUGCAGGAAGGCGGUGGCGAUGAGGUCCUGAUGUCAAAAGCAUGGGAGAACAUUGGAGACCAGUACGCGGAUCGUCAAAAGUGGUCCAAAGCCGCACAGUACUAUACGCAGUGCCGUAGCUACCGCAAGCUAGCUAAAGUCUACUAUCUAGUUCAGGACUACAAUAUGCUGGUGCAGCUGAUUCGUACGGUCGAACACGAUAAGGAGCUGCUGAUUGAGCUAGGGCAGAUGUUCCUUUCGGUUGGGAUGGCUGAGGAAGCGGCACGUGCCUUUUUGGCCGCCGGCGAGCCCCGCAUGGUGGUUGAUGGCUGCGUCAAGCUGAACAUGUGGGAUCGGGCGAUUUUGCUCGCAAAGGAGCACCAACUGGAGAAUAUGGAAAAACUCCUAAACAGCUACGCCCAGCACCUUAUCAAGAAGGAGCGCUUUUCCGAAGCCAUCGAGCUCUUUUGCAAGGCAAGCCAACACGACCAGGCGGCGAGGCUUCUCGCGCAGCUCGGCCAGCGUGUAGCUCAGACGGACCCGCUCCGAGCCAAGAAGUUCCACGUCCUCUCCGCACUAGAAGUCGAGAAGUAUCGCAAGAAGAAGAUGGGAUUGGGCAGGGAAGGCGCCGAGGUCGUGCAUGAGCUCCUGCAAAGCGAUCAGAAGGGCGUGUCGGAGCGGGCCCUGGAUUCGGCCUGGCGCGGGGCUGAGGCCUACCACUUCUUUCUGCUAUGUCAGAAACAAAUUAUGGAAAACAACCCGGAGACGGCCCUUGUGGUGGCCAUGCGAUUGAUGGAGUACGAUGAUUUGAUCGCCCCGAUCGAUAGCUACAGCCUUAUAGCCUUGACUAGCUAUAUGGCUUCAAACUUUGGGAUAUGCAGCCGUGCCUUCAUACGCCUAGAAAUGGCAGAACGCAACGACGAGGAGGGCAACACUGGAGGAAUCGUGCAAAACAACUUCUCACUUGAUUUAGAUGUAACACAGAAAACCAUGGCUGGUGCAACGGUUGCUGAAUCUUCGGCGGGGGCCAGCACUUUGGGAGGAACUACCGGUGUGGCGACUUCCUUGAGCAGCGUUUCCGCGCUCAGCGGGACUACGACUUCAGCCAUAAACAUCACGAACAAUACCGGUGGUGUCUCGAGCAUGACCUCCCUUACGUAUCCCACCGUAUCCCUCAACGAACCGUCCCGACGUUUCGCCAACCUAGCGAUUCAAAUCUUCACCAAGCAUCAUCCGGUUGAUACGUCGAUUGAUAGUGUCCACUGCCCACGGUGUGGUACCUUUAACAAGGAAUGGGCCAACUCGUGCGUGAAGUGCGAAGAAAAAUUUGAUGUCUGCAUCUGCACGGGCCGCUGCAUCACAUCGAAGCAGGCGGCCUGGCAAUGCGCUAGCUGUCACCACAAGGCAUUGGAUAUUGAGGCUGAGAGCUAUGCGAAUUGUCCUUUAUGCCAUACCCCAAGGUUGACACGAAUAAAGCGCGGCUUUUGA
Molecule: messenger RNA, 3753 nt
Organism: Phytomonas sp. EM1
Lineage: Eukaryota; Euglenozoa; Kinetoplastea; Trypanosomatida; Trypanosomatidae
Source: the annotation of a GenBank genome assembly